This is a messenger RNA of Anopheles maculipalpis, 888 nucleotides long. RefSeq names its product seminal metalloprotease 1-like. Gene Ontology annotation, molecular function: metalloendopeptidase activity; zinc ion binding. Gene Ontology annotation, biological process: proteolysis. Bases 1 to 888 code for a protein of 295 amino acids. The transcript has 5 exons. Lineage: Eukaryota; Metazoa; Arthropoda; Insecta; Diptera; Culicidae. The record is from RefSeq and is a predicted model, not a curated record.
AUGGCCGGCAUGACCUACGCAAAAAUCUACAACCAAGCUAAUCUUAUCGAGAAGGUGAGAACUCUUGUGGUAGGAUUCUUUGCGUUGGCACUUGUUGCGGCUUCGGUUAACUGUUUGCCAACCGCUGGAAUGGCGGUUCCAAACUCUCCAGAAAAUGUGGAACGAUUGGCUCAUCUGGGUCAGGAUGAACUUGCGGAGGAGCUCAGCGGACAGUUCGAGGGUGAUAUGGUGUUGGACGAAGAGCAGGUUGUCUCGCUGCGCGAUAAGCGUAACGGUCUCAUCUCCCAGACGCGCCGUUGGCCAAACCGGAUUGUGAACUACUACAUCCACGAGCCUGACUUCACACCAGAACAGAUCCAACAUAUCGAGCUCGGUGUACGGAUACUGCAAAGUCAAUCGUGUCUACAGUUCCGGCGAGUUACUCCCCAAGACACACCCGCUUACAUUCGCGUGAUCGGUUCCGGGUCCGGGUGCUAUUCGUCCGUUGGACAUACGGGCGGUGCCCAAAACCUUAACCUGCAACCGAACACCGUCGGAACGGGUUGCUUCCGUAUCGGUACGGUGGUGCACGAGUUCCUGCACGCGCUUGGAUUCUACCAUCAGCAGAGUGCUAGUGAUCGGGAUGAGUUUGUAGACAUCAUUUGGGAAAACAUUCAGGCUGGCUCGGAAAACAAUUUCUAUGUGUACGAUGCUAACACUGUGACAGACUUUAAUGUCCGCUACGACUAUGGAAGCGUAAUGCACUACAGUUCGACAGCAUUCUCGGUGAACGGUCAGCGAACGAUCGUGCCGAAGGAUCCGAACGCUGCGAUCGGUCAACGAUUGAGCUUGAGCGAACGGGACAUUUCUAAGUUGAACUGGAUGUACGGUUGCCUUGGAAAGGUUUGA